AUGGCGGAAAGUUCAAGGUGGAACAAGGUUACAAGUAGGGUGCUCUCCUUCUCUUCUAUGUCGUCUCGUCGCUCGCUCCUCUCACUCUCAGUCUCUCAGCCGCCUCCGCCUCCGCGCCUCUCUCCUCUCAAUAUCACGCAGGUCAGCUUCUCUCAUCUCUCUGUGUUUUAUCCCUUCGAUCCUCUUGCUCCGCUAACUCUCUCUCAUCCAAAACUUCUCAGCCUCUCCACUCCAUCUCAGCUAACUCUCUUUCUCAUCUCAUCUCAAUAUCAGACUUGGGUUUGUGGAAAUUAA
Molecule: messenger RNA, 294 nt
Organism: Prunus armeniaca (apricot)
Lineage: Eukaryota; Viridiplantae; Streptophyta; Magnoliopsida; Rosales; Rosaceae
Source: the annotation of a GenBank genome assembly